AUGCCGGUAACCAUGGAGACACCCGGGCGUGCUGAGCGACCAGCAGGGCAGCUCGGGGGGCCCGGGGGGCGCUCGAGAUCGACGUCGGACGCGGCCCCCGAGCGAGUUGCCGCGUCGAGCACCACCACGUCGCAAGAGGAAGAGAGCCCUGGAGCCGGCUACGUACGAGAGCGCCGCGACGCGCUGCACCUCCUGAGCACUGCCGGCACAGCUGGCGGUGGCGGCGUCAGCAUCAGCAAGCCAGCCCUGAGUCAAAUCCCCGAGGAGCCCAGCACAUCCACCACCGAGGAGGGGCCCGUGCCAUCAUCCUCUGCCUCGUCUUCGUCCACCUCGUCCACCGCUGCCGCCAAGAAGGCUUCUGCAUCCUGCCACACCCUGCACUGCCCGGGGGCAUCCCUCGGCGGGUUCCGCCCGCCUGGAUACCCGCUGGACCCGAGGAACGGCUGCAUCGACUCGCCGUACGCCGCUCCUCACCCGCUCUUCCCGGCGUUCCACCCGCCGAUCCCCCUGGACAGCCGCCACCACGAGGGCCGCUACUACUUCGAGCCGCCCCAUCUCCACCCCUUGCAUGGCCCUCCGAUGAUCUCGUCAAGGCUCGCGAUCUCGGACGUGCGAUUCUCCCCACACCACGGAGUCUCGGGGCUGGAGGCCCCGUUCAGCCCGGCCCACGCGCAUGCGCACGCACACGCGCACGCGUUCGUCAGCCCGUAUGUGGAGCAAUACCUGCGCUCCAUGCACAGCAGCCCCUCCCUAUCGGUCAUCUCGGCUGCCCGUGGGCUCAGCCCUGCCGAAGCUUCCCAUGAGGCCCUGAAAGAGCGGGGGGCCUUCACCUUCCCGACGCCGCCACCUGGCGCCGCCUCAGCCGAGUACUACCAGCACCUGGCGCUCAUGGCCAGCCAUGGGAGUCCGGCCUACUCAACGGGAAUGCUGCCACCCCACCCGUCCCUGGGCCCCACCGGCCUGCCCCUUGACUACAUGCACCACCUCGACGCCGCCUCCCGCUACUCGAGCCCACGUCCACCGGGGGCGUUUGCCGGCGUGGGGGGCGCCCGGCUGAGCCGCAAGCGGGCACUGUCUAUCUCGCCGGCGUCCGAGACGGGGCUGGACUUGCACGCCAUGAUCCGCUCAUCACCCAACUCGCUGCUCGCCUUCCUCAGCAGCUCGCGCAGCAGCUCGGCGGCCAGCGGCUCCUACGGGCACCUGUCGGCUAGCGCUGUCAGCCCGGCCAUCGGCUUCCCGAGUGCCCCCACACCGAUGGCCUUGCAGCAGAUCCUGAGCAGGCAGCGCUCGUCCUUCGGUCACACGCCACCGCUGCCGCCUCUCUCCGCCACGCACACCCCCUUGCGGCAUCAUUUGGGCUCCGGUGGCUCAUCAGGCCGGACCGACGCCACUGAGAGUAAGUCGGGCGGCGAGGCGGCUGUGAGCAGCACGGGCGACCCGCAGGCCCACACCAAACGCACCAAGGCCAAGAUCGAGGUCUCGGCCAUGGCGGCUGCACUCGUCACGCAGGAGCAGAUGACCCAGCUCGAGGAGGAUGCUGACCGCGACGAGCUGAAACAGGAGCCCGAGGCUGUGUACGAGACGAACUGCCACUGGGAGGAGUGCUUGCGCGAGUUCGACACCCAGGAACAGCUCGUGCACCACAUCAAUAACGAGCACAUCCACGGGGAGCGCAAGGAGUUUAUAUGCCGCUGGCGUGACUGCAGCCGGGAGAAGAAGCCCUUCAAAGCGCAGUACAUGCUGGUGGUGCACAUGCGGCGCCACACGGGAGAGAAGCCCCACAAGUGCACGUUUGAGGGCUGCGCCAAAGCCUAUUCUCGGCUGGAGAACCUCAAGACGCACCUGCGCUCACACACGGGCGAGAAGCCGUACGUGUGUGAGCACGAGGGCUGUAACAAGGCCUUCUCCAACGCGUCCGACCGUGCCAAGCACCAGAACCGCACGCACUCCAACGAGAAACCGUACGUGUGCAAGAUUCCCAGCUGCACCAAGCGUUACACGGAUCCCAGCUCCCUGCGCAAGCACGUCAAGACGGUGCAUGGGCCCGAAGCGCACGUCACCAAGAAGCAGCGUGGCGGAGAUACCCCCAACCCCCGCGGGCCGUCAGGCGGGGGGGCCAGGGACCAGCCGGGCAGUGGGGGUGUGGGGGGCAUGCCUGGCGGGGGGGGCAAGAUGGGCCUGGGUAGCCCCGGCUCCACGCACUCCGACAGAAGGGGAAACGGCAAUGACGUGGAGAUAAAAUCCGUCAAAUCAGAGAAAUCGGUGAUGUCGCCAGGGAGCCAGUCGUCAUGCAGCAGCGAGCUCUCCCCAUUCAGCACCCAAGAGGCGACGGCGACGGCGGUAGUGGCGGAGGGGGAGGAGGCAGAGCUGGGCGAGGGCACCGGCCUCUGCGAGGUGGAGGGCGGUGGCGAGGAGCCUGGGGAGGAUGGGCCCGGCGUGGGGCUGCACGCUCGACGCUCGUCGGCCGCUUCCUCCACCGCCCACCGCCUCGAGCACAUGAAGCAGGAGCGGCUGCGCGGCGUCAUCGCCGCCGACUCGUGGGCUGCAGAGACCAGAGGGGGCACGCGAGGGGGACCCGGGACAGUCAAGCUGCCUCCCAUCAAUGGUCACCAAAACGUCAAUGGCUGCCCAACCAUAAUCCCAGUGAACCCCCGCGGGCCUGAGCUUUACCCCAGUGACCUGAUGUCACUGAACCGCCUCAACGAGCGUCGGGAUAGCGCUACCAGUGACCUGAGCUCGGCCUAUCUGAGCAGCCGGCGCUCAUCUGGUGUGUCACCCUGCCACCUAAAUGGAUACCGCCGCCAUCUCAGCACGGCCGAUUCCUACGACCCGAUCUCCACUGACGCCUCACGCCGCUCCAGCCAGACCAGCCAGGGCGGCGGUGGUGGUGGUGGCGGCGGUGCAGGGCACAUGCCAGGCCUGCCAGGCCUGCCAGGUCUCACACCUCUGCAGCAGUAUCGUCUGAAGGCCAAGUAUGCAGUUGCCACAGGGGGGCCGCCCCCAACGCCGCUUUUGCACAUGGAAAGAAUGGGGCUGAGGAGCCGCAUGGCCCUGAUGUUGGACGGCGAUGGCGACAUGCGGGAGUCAAGCGCCGCAUCACACUCGGGACAGCACUUCUCUGGGCAGCACCAGCAGCAACAGCAGCGGCGGUGCAGUGAUGGAGGGGUGUGUGGCUACGGCACGAGCCGCACUCCGCUGCCACACGAGAUCCCGGGCAUCGGAACGAGAAGAGCGAGUGACCCGGUACGCAAACCCGGUGAUAACGUCAACCAUCCAGGCCUGUUCCACAGUCAGCUGCCGCAGAGGCUUGGGCAACCACUAAAUACCACUCAUCAGUAUCAGAGUCGCCUUCAGGAGCAGCAAUAUCAGCACCAGUACCUGCAGCAGCAGCAGCAUCAGCACCACCAGUAUCAGAGAUACAACAGCUUGAACAUACUGCCGCACCUGCCGCUGUCGGACCGCCGACGCGGUGGACUCAGGGCCAGCGGCUACACGCGCUCUGACGGGAGCCUGCAGCGCAGCAUGUACUCGCCACGACCACCCAGCAUCAGCGAAAACGUUAUUAUGGAGGCCAUGGCGAUGGAGGGAGAGGGCCACAUCCCAGAAGAAGACAUGGUUCUUCCGGACGAUCUGAUGCAGUACAUUGUGGCUGAGGAGAACGGCCUGACGGGUGGCCCGGGCCCCGUGGAUGGAGGCAUUGGGUACGGGGAUCCGCAGCACGGCUACCAGGGCGCCAUGAACAUGUACAGUCAAGCCAAUCACAAUACCCUCAAUGCAUCGACCAGCCAUCAGCAAGCGAUGGUCACGGAUAAUGGGUUCUCUCAGUCGCACCAAGCAAUGAAUUCUUGCCAACUGAGCCCUGCCAAUCAGGCGCAGUAUCAUAGCCCCAAUCAUAUCAUGCCAUCGGAUUCGAACAAAAAUAAUUUGCCCAUCCAGUGGAAUGAGGUCAGUUCAGGCAGCAUGGACAACAGCCCUGGUGGCAACCCUGCUGUGCCCCACCGCAGAACAAUUACAAAUCCCAACCUUGGGUUAAUGCGACAAAACGAAGUUUACAGCCAAUACCAGGCUCCUGUGGGUCCUCAGCAGAACCACUAUCAACAGAAUCUGACGAACGGAAGCACCCAGCACCAGCAAAAUCAGUUUAAUUCCUCACGACCCAGUCGCCUGCAGGCCAGUGCAAGUCAGGGCUACGUAAUGCAGGCAGGCCCAGCACAGGCAAGCCCGGCGCAGGCGCAAUCACAGCACGUGUGUCAAAGUGGUCUGGUGGUGAGCCCAGGCUCCGUCCAGCGGCCCCACGCAUGUGGCAACACGCAAGCAAGUCCCGGCCAUCAGGCCAGCUGCAUGCAACAUCCACAGAUUAGGAAUGGCCUGCAUGCCUGUGCACAGGUGGUGUCUGCAACCCCAGCCAAAGGAAUGACCAGCCAGAACGUUUCCCAGUCCCAGCAAGGGUACAUAGUGCCCCAGCAGGGACUAGGUAGCCUCUGCGGCGAUCAGAAUCCAGCCACGAUGAUGAUGAACCGAGGCAGUGCGCAGCAAGGUGGGACGAUGGGAGCGGGAGGCCACUCGGGCUACGGCUCUCCAGCCCACACAGGCGUGAGCCCAGGCCGUGCAGCUUUCCCAUCUCAGUCGCAGAAUCCAGCACUGGGCCUAGGUCAGCAGAACUACAGCUCUACCCAACUCCUGCAGGGCACGAUGCGCCCUCGCCCUCCUGCUUAUGCAAAGUCAGGUGGAGGACAGAACCCCUUCUCAUCAAAUGGAAACCUUCAACAGUUGGCGCACUCGGGAAGCUGUGUACAACCUGUCAGUGCACUUGGUUCCAAUUCCAGCAGAGCAAUGAGGACGCAGGCAACUGGACAAUCCAACGUGAUGCUCACCCGUGGAUCAGCGACACACUAUACUGGGCAGAUUCAAAUGUACGAUGGCGGAAUGGCAAAUUUCAGCGAGCAUAGCAAUGUCGAGGGAGGUGGCAACUUCCAUCGCCAGUCGAUGAGCUGUAACCCUCACCAACACCAUCAUCAUCAGCAGCCACAGCAGCAGCCUCACGUGACAGAAAGGGAUAGCCUACAGAAGCCCACAGAGAAAAUGUUGUCACCAGGGGCUGAUCAGGUGACGAGCAGCACAUCCAUGGACAUGUUGAGCUUGGAGGCCUCGCUGCCUUCUCAGAUAGACUUUGAGGCCAUGAUCUUGGAUGAUGGUGACCACUUCAGCCUGGUGUCGGGCCCACUGAGUCCCAGUCUCCUCCAGAAUCUCUCCCAGGCAUCGUCACGCCUCACGACCCCACGCGACUCCAUCACUCUCCCUCCAGGGCGGGUGGGCACGGUCUCCGCUGGCAUGGGCCUCAUUGGACUCCCCGGGGUGGCCCCACCGCUCCCAACAGUCACCUCAGGGAUGUCCAACAUGGCCAUCGGGGACAUGAGCUCCAUGCUGUCCACGUUGGCCGAGGAAAGCAAGUUCCUCACCUUGAUGCCUUAACAAUCUGUAUUCAAAGAACUGUUGGAACUUGAGGAGCACAUCUGAGAUGAAUAAAGGUUAUUUUUAAAUGCUUAAAAGGCACGAACAAGGGAUAUAGAUUUAGGCAGAUUUUUUGAUUGAAAACUUUUUUUCAAGUGAAAUGCCAAAUCUUGAUGAAGAUUGUCUUGUUAACUGAAGGCCAACAUCUAUAUAAUUAUGUAAACAUGUAAUAAGAGUUUUUCCUCUGUGUAUAUAGGUGCACAACGGUCACUUGAAAAUUCUCAUAUGCAUUCCUUGAAGCAGUAACACAAUGGUCACGUGUUGGUGCAUUGGAUUUUGUUUGAGACAAUGAAGACGUACUUCUUUCGUCUUCAAGCAACAGCAGCCAUCAGUACCUGCCACUCUCAUUUAAUAACACAGGGUAUACUGACUGCAGUAAAUACAAGCCAUCCCCAGUAUAACCUGAAUUGUUACAAAGCAGCAUUCCAAACAGUGUGACUUUUCCACCCAUUUGGCUUGUGUCGCACAAGAAUGCUGGGCCGCUGAUGUAUGUCUUACGUGCCCAUGACGUGUGCGAUGCAGGCACAUGUCACUGCCAGUGAUCCUGAGCAAUCAGAAGGCCUCACCUACAGAGCUUUCAUAUGCAUUGAAUGUUCACCAUUCACUUUGUCAUCAAAUCGGCUUUCCAAUUUCCGAUCAGUUUAAUAUUAUUAACGCUAUAAUUUUUUUGAAAAUACAGUAUUUUGUCAUGCAUAUUUUCAAAUGCAUAUUAAAAUUUAAUUCGAAAAUAUGCGAGUGAAAAAUACGUCGUGAUGCAAUCCACUAUAUUGGUUUAUUGCCUCUAUGCUUUUGGUACCUACAACGAACGUUGGAUCUUAUUUAGUUGAACGCUAUUUUUCAUUGAAACACAGUUGAAUCACCCCGAGUUUAUUUUUUUGUACCUGACAAGCGACAACCUCAAUAUUGUUGCCAACUGUUUGAGAUACAUUGAAAGUAAAAACAGCUGCGACUAUGUUCGUCCUAAGUGAGUCAUCAAAUGUUACGCCUCCCUAUCGCAUAAUUAUGUGGCAUGCAAUGCUGGAUGGUGUUUACUUUUUAAAUUUAAACCUUUUUUGCUGUUCGUCUAAUGUUGCCCAGAUAAUUGUUGAAAAAAAUCCAACACCUCCAGCCAAGCACAUUCAUAACCAGGCAGAGCAUGAUGCACAAUAAUUAUUUUGUCAUUUUUUUCUUGCGAGCCGUUAAAAUAAACAUAUUACUGCAAUGAUGUCGUUUGAAAAAAAAACACGAUACUUUUUGUCACGACUUAAUGCUGGGAAUUAGGAUGACUAAAUUGAAUAUGAUUUCAGGACAGCUUUUAUGAGACUGUCGUUGGCGGAGCUGUGAGCAUCACACUCAGCACGUGGGAACCAACGCACACUACAGAAACCACGCAUAAUGUGAACUGAUCCAUUUGUUCAGCACUACCCUCAGUUCCAAUGUAGGGACAAAAGCCCGUAGUCAAUUGUUGAAUUUAACACCCCGCUGAGGCUCACAUAGUUGCAACAAAUAGAGGCACUUUUUCCUCCCAUCUUUACGGAGGAAGAAGUUCCAUUUUAGAUUUUUAUUGAGCUCUCGGAUAAAUAAAAAUCAAAGAAUUCCAAGGCAAAACUAGAUGUCAUGAAAUACGACUUUUACAAUCAAUUUUAGCUGUUGUGUGCAUUUCAAAAUGGACAACUCAAAAGCAUUGAUGCUUUGCAUCAUGUUUCAUGCAUUUAUAAGCUUGUACUGGAAUACAGGAGCUCGUGUUUCUCUUUGAAAGGAGUUAUCUUUUUUCGGUAACAUUUUUUAAGUGUUUGAAAAACUGUUUCAAGUAACACUAAACAUGAGUGAACAAGCAGUAAUGCAGAGAGCUGGGAUUGUCAGAAAUGUUCUCACUGCUUGAAAAAUGUGUUCAUAUUUGUACAUCUAUAUAUAAAAGGGAAAUUUGUGAAUAUGUGUGUCGUUUCGAAAUGUUUAGCAUACUUCCCGGACAUGCAACAAACUUGAAAUUUGGCAUGUGGGUAGUUUCCAGGCUGUACACGAUGCAAAAGGUAUAAAAAUUGACUUUUGUACUUUGGGGGGGGGGGCGGGGGCGCAUUAAUGCAUAUAUUUUGCACGGCAAGUGAGCGGUGACGUCACAUCUAUGAUGUCACCCGCAUGCGGUAGCGUCACGCGGUGUGCCUGUGACGUCACGCACCCCCCCCCACCCUCCGCGUAGGCUGUGUAUUAAUCCAAGACAAUAAUCCAGGUUCCGGACGAAGCCGGGUAGUAAAGCGAGUUAAAAUAUAUAACAAGACGCAUGUCAUCCAUGAAGGUCUAUGUAACAUUGUGUUUUUCUCCCUGAAUAAUUUCCAGGGAAAGCAUAAAAAUUGUAAAUAGGUAACUGAGAUGGCUCAGUGCUAUUCAGUGUCUUGGAUACCUAUCGAUUACACAACUGAGUAAAUUAUGCUGUAUUGUUGUGUUUUACAGUGUUUUGUAGGAUAUUUUUUCAGUUUAGCAUUUUUACGUUACUUAAAUUUUAUAAGUAUAUGUACUGUAAACCGUAUUUCUAUGUUACCAGGUACUGUAUCUUAUCAUUUACAUACCGAAAUGUAUUUACUGCUGUGUAUAUGGUUUUUAUUUUGCAUUGUUUCGAAGUUUCAAACCAUUGUUUUUGGACAUUUGAAUUAUAAAUGCACUGUUUGAGUUAUCGGCAAUGAUGCGUUUGGCAUGUGCAACAAAAUAAGGUUUUUGUUGGUCAGUGCCUUACACUUAAGAUGCUGAUUACAGUCAAUAUGUUUUCUUAAAUGAACGUGAAACAAUUAGAUCAUGUGGCUACUGCUCUUAUAAGCUUGCACGAGGAUUGAGUCAGCAUUACUGCAAAGAGAAGCAGUGGAGAAAAGUAAUACCUCAAUAUUUUCUACUUUACGAACAGUCAAUGAACAUGUAGGGAAACACAGCAAGCCAUUAUUACAUCAUGACCAAGGGAUUUUAUUAAGCUGUAUCAUAUACAUAUAAGUGGAUCAAAACUGAUAGAAUACACAAAAUAACGAACAAUCACUUUAAAAAAUCCGAGAAUAAAACAAGGGAAUGUCCUUUUGAAUGUCAACACUGUUGCUGAAUGUUAACGGGGAUGCUUACGACAGAAUUUUUCUUUACAGUUUUUAAGUGUUUUACUCAUGACAGCUAACAACAAUGUAGCAUCAUCAGCAACUCAACAUUCCACAUUAUAUACAAAGCAUAACUCCCUCUUCCAGCAGACUGUAACAUUCACGUUUCUUGAUGUUUGUCAACAUCAGGCAUCACAGCUAAGUGCUGUAGCUCGGUGUUCUAUUGUAAACGACUAUAUGGAGUUGUAAAUAUACAAGCAGCAGUAACUGAGAUUUAAGAAAUUUGAUCGUUUCAUUUUAAUGGACUGUCCUGCAUUAAAGAAAAAAAGCUCUUGAUAAUUUCUUUGGCUUCAUGCCACUGACAACUGCAAUGCAAUUGUCUCUCUCUGUAUAUGUAUAUGUUAUGAAUUUUUUUUAAUACAUGGCCAAAACUAAUGAAAACAGUCGCCUGUCGUCGUCGUGUGUGUGUGACGUGGUGUUUGUGGCAAUAAAUCUAAAUGACCA
Lethenteron reissneri (Far Eastern brook lamprey) is the source of this 9062-nucleotide messenger RNA. RefSeq names its product zinc finger protein GLI4-like. Gene Ontology annotation, cellular component: nucleus. Lineage: Eukaryota; Metazoa; Chordata; Hyperoartia; Petromyzontiformes; Petromyzontidae. Gene Ontology annotation, biological process: regulation of transcription by RNA polymerase II; smoothened signaling pathway. Gene Ontology annotation, molecular function: DNA-binding transcription factor activity, RNA polymerase II-specific; RNA polymerase II cis-regulatory region sequence-specific DNA binding. The record is from RefSeq and is a predicted model, not a curated record.